Molecule: messenger RNA, 9788 nt
Organism: Triplophysa dalaica
Lineage: Eukaryota; Metazoa; Chordata; Actinopteri; Cypriniformes; Nemacheilidae
Gene: crybg1a
Product: crystallin beta-gamma domain containing 1a
Exons: 22
Coding region: 38-9124 (3028 amino acids)
Biological process (GO): visual perception; lens development in camera-type eye
Molecular function (GO): structural constituent of eye lens
Source: RefSeq, a predicted model, not a curated record
AACAGAGAAUUUCUAUCGUCUAUCAAAUUACUUGACCAUGAGCGUAUCAAAGGGAUUUAAAAUAAAAAACCUAUUUGGCAAGUCCAAGACUUUUGAUAAGGAAUGCGAGGAUGCUGACAGGAGCGAUAGACCCGAAGAUCAGCGCGAGAGUUUCAGAUACGCGUCCAAGACUUUACCGUCGAGCCCAGAGCUCCGCAGCCCCGAAGAUGCGCCGUUUUACCCGAACCCCACCAGCCCCACCGAGAAAAAGAAGAAGAGACGUUUCUUAAGUCUGCGGUCCAGAAAGAAGUCUAAGGAGAAAGGAGAGACGUUUCUUAACAGUACCGGAGAUCUGGACUCAGUCUACAGCCUGAGUUUUGAUCAGAUGAGCAUCCAAACGGAGGACUGUUUUAUGACCGAUACCUGCCCCACCCCUGUGCGUUCUCGCACUAAUUCUACCAUCAGCCUGGAUCUUGCUUCGCUUCCAGAUUCAUCCUUUCCCACUCGCAAGCAAAGGAAGAGUUCUGAGGAGAAGACUGGAAUUUUUAACCGUAUCUUUGGAGGUUUAUCUCGGAGGAGAAAAAGCAGAUCCACAUCGGACGACAGGGACGAAAAUGUGUCGUCACAGACAAGCAGCCCGAUCAAAUCCACAGCAUCAGAUGAACUGAGACCCAGUGUUGUUCAAAACAGCGAGUUUGAGAAUUUAGUGUUUUGGCCCGAGCAGAGACGAAGCCCUAGCACCUGUAGUGUAGCCUCCACUGUCGCUGACGGAGGAGAUAUCCCAUUUGCUGACAGUGGUAGUAGCGGACGAGGUAGUGUGAAGGAGGUGGAAGUGGUCAAGGUCAGCAGAGUCGAGGCCUUCAGCAAUGUGAAAACCGAUCAUCUGGUGACGGAGGCGGGCAAGAAGCUCCAGGUGUACCUGGAAGAGACAAGUUGUGACAUCACGGACAUCGCUCUAAAGAGAUGUGCAGAAGACACAACCCCUGAUACUCUAAAAUCCUGUGCAGUCAGCGGGACAGAAAUUAAAAAGACAGUUUUGAAACCAAGCAUUCGAGGCAGCGGGAGUUACACAGCGCUGGUUGGAGUGACCCUCGGAUCGCAUUCCAGAGGCUCACUGUCCUCUGACAGUCUAGCUGAAGAAGAAUCUUCAGAUAUUAUGGGCAAGAAAAACAAUGGCAGGCGAAAAUCGCGCAAACUAACCAAUAGCACUAAUGAGGUUGCCCUAGCCAUAACAACUUCCCCUGAGGCACAGGAGAGGCAGUAUCCUCCGCCCUCACCUGGUCAAGUGCACAUAGCCGUAUGGGCGGAAACUCACCUGACAGAAGAAGAGAGCGAGAGCUCUAUUACUGACUCACUCUCUUCUGUUGAACUCGCACAGGCCAGCCCAGCGGAGAGUCAUUCUGACACUGGUAGAGCUGCUAUUAACACUUCUGGUCCUUUUCAAGCUCCAGAGUCACCCUCCACAGUCAACUUACGGAGGCUUGAGAAGUCAAAACCUGAGGCACCGCAGUCAGACAUUCGAAAGAACGUGUUUUCUGAUGAUCCAAAUGCUGAGAGCUAUGAAGAAAAACGUAGAAGCUUGAAAUUGUCAGAGAGUGAGACAGUGUUCGCGAAAAAAGUGUACAUUAGUCCCCAGUCGAGCUUGGACGGAGAAGGAGGUGAAUUUGAGUCCAGAAGUGAGACGGACUUGGAUGUGACACCACAUAUCCAGCAGUUUAAGGUGGAAAUAUUACCAAACCCCAAGAUUCUCAAUGUCAAGCAAUCCCCCGAACAGACACAAGAGCCGGUGAGAGAGGAAGCUGUGUCCGUGCUAAAAGAACCUCUGGAAAAGGACGUAGAGAGCCCCACUGUCCCUUCAACAAAGAAAACAGAAGCUACAGACAUUAAGGAGGAAUCGGACUCCCUAAAAAUGCCAAGUCUUAAAGGACCGUUAAAUACUUUAAGCAGUCAGACGACCUCAUCUAAGCCUUCCAGAAGUAUGGACAGACAAGGCAGUGUGCCACAUGGAGGAAAUAAAGUUAAGGCACCUCCACCGCCAGUUGUUCCUAAAACAAAAUCAGUGAUGUCUCGAAUUAAAAACAUUUCAGAGGCGAAUAAAGAACUGUCUACUGUAGGGAGGGUUUCACAGAAACAGACAGAUCAAAAAGAGGUGAAGUCUCCAACAGCAAAGGAACAAUCCGUUUCUUUUAAUAAAUCAGUUGAUAUUAAUACAAAAGUUCAAAAGAGAACGGCACCACCGGUUUUGGAGAAACCAAAGACAGUAGUAGAGGUUGUUACAGUAUAUUCUUUAUCUCCCAAAUCUGAGGGUCAGAUUUCACCUAAACUGAAGGUUUCUCCCGAAGGAGGAUCGAUAAGCCCGAAGCAGAAGAUCUCACCGACUAGAUCAGCGGAAGAGAAAGAUGUUGCGGAUGGUUCUAUAACGCCAAAAACACCUUCACCCACCAAAGAGCUUUUGAAUUUUAAAAGAGAAAGACGUCUAAAAAGUUCAACAUCUGAGGACAAAGUUGAUAAAUCCCCAUCCCCCCCACCUUCAACAAGAAAUGUUGGUCCCGCUAAAUUGAACACAGAAUUCAGAGCAUCUAAAGAUAUGCAAAAGUCCAAAACACAGCCAUCAGUUUCCAGUGAAAGAAGUCCAACAUCAAAAAGCAGUUUUCAAUUCUCAAAGAGUAAAUCGAUUGAGACAAAAUUCAAAUCAAGCGAUGCUGUAAGUAAAACCACAACGCGUGACAAAACAGAAGCCACAGACCAAACUGAGCACAGUGUUGAAAAGCAGAAGCCUGCAAACGAAACGCAGCUGAGUGGACCGAAAAGCCCACGAAAAUUCAAGACCGAUGUGUCAUCCUCAGGAAGGAAACCACCUCGAGUGACACAACCGGGUCUUUUCGAACAGACUUCAAGUGCGGAAGUUAGCCAUGGAGAAAGUGAGUCACGUCAGCCAUCAUCACCACAACCUACCAAGUCAGAGAAAAAUGAGUCAUCUCCCUUUCCAGGUCCUGUUGGUGAUGGCAAACCUUCCACUGUGGUCAGGAGCCCAUCAUCAGAACCCAAACUAAAAAGUCAGGUUAAGGAGGUUGCUGAUACUCUAAAUCCCACAAAAACCAAACCUAGAAGAGAUUUAAGAAAAGCAGAUCAAACUAUAACUUCAGAACCAAAAAUAGACAAAAACAAAAAUUUGUCUAUUUCAUCCAAAGCCUCUACGAAAUCUGAAAGUGGUGAAUCUGAAGAUACUAAGAAACAGUCAAAAGCCACCUCGAAAAUGAAGACUGAAGUCACUUUGCAAGUGGUACCUAUAAAAGAUGAUUUAAAAUCCCUAAAACCACAGAAAGAAUCAAAUACGCAGGAUUCGCCAAACACAGAUGCCCGAGUAGUAGAUAAAAGCGACAAGGAGAUACAUUUGACCAUUACACCCGAAGCCUCUUUGAAAUCUGAAAGUGGUGGAUUGGAAAAAACUCAAAAACAACCAAAAGAGCCCUCUGAAACAAAGAUGGAAAAAUUUAGUUCUGCUGAGACCAAAGUCUUUUUGGAAGGGUCACCUUUAGAAAAUGAUUUACAAUCUGUAAAACAACUGAAAGAAUCAAAUCCAAAGGUUUCAUCAAACCAAGAUACCCAAGCAGAAGAUAAAAGUGAAAAGAUGAUAAUUCUGCCCAUUAAACCCAAAGCCUCUUCUGAAAGUGAAAGUGCUGCAUUAGAAAAUACUGACAAACAAACCAAUUCCACCUCUGAAAGUAAGGUUGAAAAAUCUAGUGUUGCUGAGAACGAAGUCACUUUGCAAGUGGGUCCUUUAGAAAAUGAUUUACAAUCUGUAAAACAACAGACAGAAUCAGAUCUACAGGUUUCAUCAAACCAAGAUACCCAUGCAGUAGACAAAAGUGAAAAGAUUGUAAUUGUGUCCAUUACACCCAAAGACUCUUUGAAAUCUGAAAGUGGUGCAUUGGAAAACACUCAAAAACAACCAAAAGAGCCCUCUGAAACAAAGAUUGAAAAAUCUAGUGGUGCUGAGACCAAAGUCAUUUCGCAAGGGAGACAUUUAGAAAAUGUUUUACAAUCUGUAAAACAACUGAAAGAAUCAAAUCCACAGGCUUCAUCAAACCGAGAUACCCACGCAGAAGAUAAAAGUGAAGAAAUGAUAAUUAUGUCCAUUACACCCAAAGCCUCUUCUGAAAGUGAAAGUGGUGCAUUAGAAAAUACUGACAAACAUCCCAAAUCCAUCCCUGCAAGUAAGGUUGAAAAUUCUAGUUCUGCUGAAACCAAAGUCAUUUCGCAACGGUCACCUCUAGAAAAUGAUUUACAAUCUGUAAAACAACUGAAAGAAUCAAAUCCACAGGUUUUAUCAAACCAAGAUACCCAUGCAGAAGAUAAAAGUGAAAAGAUUGUAAUUUUGCCCAUUACACCCAAAGCCUCUUUGAAAUCUGAAAGUGGUGCAUUGGAAAACACUCAAAAACAACCAAAAGAGCCCUCUGAAACAAAGAUUGAAAAAUCUAGUGGUGCUGAGACCAAAGUCAUUUUGCAAGCGACACCUUUAGAAAAUGAUUUACAAUCUGUAAAACAACUGAAAGAAUCAAAUCCAAAGGGUUCAUCAAACCAAGAUACCCAUGCAGAAGAUAAAAGUGAAAAGAUUGUAAUUUUGCCCAUUAAACCCAAAGCCUCUUCUGAAAGUGAAAGUGGUGCAUUAGAAAAUCCUGGCAAACAAACCAAUUCCACCUCUGAAAGUAAGGUUGAAAAAUCUAGUGUUGCUGAGACCGAAGUCACUUUGCAAGUGGGUCCUUUAGAAAAUUAUUUACAAUCUGUAAAACAACAGACAGAAUCAGAUCUACAGGUUUCAUCAAACCCAGAUGCCCAUGCAGUAGACAAAAGUGAUUCAUUUGGAAAAACUCCAAAACGACCAAAAACGCCCUCUAAAACAAAGAUCGAAAAAGCUGGUGCUGCCGAGACCAAAGUAACUUUGAAAGUUGCACCUAUAAACAAUGAUUUACAAUCUAUAAAACCACAGACAGAAUUAGAUCUACAGGUGUCAUCAAACCCAGAUGCCCAUGCAGUAGACAGAAGUGACAAGAUUUCAAAUUUGUCCAUUACAUCCAAAGCCUCUUUGAAAUCUGAAAAUAAAACCUACACAUUGGAAAAUACUCAAAAACAAUUAAAAGCCACCUCUGAAAAGAAGGUUGAAACAUCUGGUGCUGCUGAAACUAAAGUCAUGUCGCAAGUGUCACCUUUAGAAAAUAAUUUACAACCCAUAAAACAACAGUCUGGGGAUAGUUCAUGCCCAGAUUCACAGGCUCCAUCAAACCCAGAUGCCCAAGUAGUGCCAGAUGUCCAAUCGGGUCUUGUUGAAAAGAAAUCUCUUGUUGAGAAAAGCGAGUUUGAGAAAGAGAAAUGUACCCUUGCGAAGAAAAAGACGGGUCACUACACAUCCGGUGAUCUGAGCACUCAAGUUAGUGAGCAGUCCAGGUCUUUUCAGGAAAAAACCCUUGCAGUUAUGUCUGAGAACUCAUCUGAGACGAUCCAGAAGAUUGAGACCAAAGAACAGAAUGUGGAAAAUGUUGUGAAUUUAAAAAAUCUGACUAAAGCCGCAACUGCAAAAAUAGAGACCACAAGUAAUAAAGAGGGUCAAAGCAAAGAAGAAAGUGUUCAACAGACAGUAUCAAAGACGCAGUCAAACUUGGGGACAACUGUUCAGUUAGAUGACUCAAGUAAAGCUUCGAACCUGGAGUGUGUCCAACAGAAUGAAAUGAAUAAGUUGCCUAUUGCAGCUAUAACAAAUCCAAUAGCUGUUUCUAAACCAGAACCAAGAGGUGACAAAACUUCAGAGCAGAAACCUCCACCACUUAAACUUCCUGAAGAACAGACUUCCAAACUAGACAAAAAGACAGAAGUCCAAAUUAAAAAUGUAGAAUCCAACUUGAAAGUUAAGAAAACUAUAAAGAAUACAGAUACAAUGCCAGUUGUUAAUUCACAAAUACUGAAUCCAACAGCUGAUCAAAGUCUACAACAAUUUACUUCGCAGAAUCUUCCGUUCGACCCCAAAAUCCUCUCUAAAAAUAACAGGGCACCAUCUAGUUGGUUAGAUGUGGAUCAGACUUUCGAGAAGAAGAAAGUAGAGAGACGAAUGGAUUGUUCUGCGAGUGACGAUAACCUGCUCGAUACUUCUGACGAUUUUGAAGCGCUCAUUCGUAACAUCAAGGAGCACUGCUCCCCUUUCACACUCCCACCUAGAAAACAUGGGCAGAACAAAAUGCCGUCACCCCCUUUUGCGAUGCCGGCCAUUAAAGAAGAUCACUUCGAGAAAGUAUUUGAUCCAGAGCAAUUCCAGUUUGGGACAAGAAAAACUGCAGGACCAAAAGACCCAUCUCCAGCCAUGAUUAUUAAAAAGAGAAACGAUGAGGCAAAAAACAAUCCACCAUCCAGACGAACUGAAGAUAUCCUCCUUUACAAAUCUCUCUCCUCUAGACGGGAGAAAGACAAAACUGAAAAGGUUGUCGCGGAGGAGAAAUGUGAUGGAGAAAACAAGAACAACACGGAAGGAUCUGGAAAAGUCUCCUCAAGGUUGGAAAGAAUGUCAAUCAUCUCAAACCUCAGGAAAGUCUCAAGAACCCCAACUCAGACUGUCUCGGGAGAAAAGGACAUCCCAUUGUCCCAAGCUGUCACAACUCCGAAAGAAGGAAUUGGUUAUUUGCCAGCUCAAGGCAAUGGAGUAAUCGAUAAUGGUGGUUCAUUGAAGAGCCCGUCAACAAUCCCUCCCAUUCCAAGCUUCUCAGAAAUCAAGCUGCCAGACCUUUUAGAGAAAUACCUUAAUAAAGGCAAAGGUAGCCAGCAGAAGCCUGACACCAGUUCUUUACCUCCAUUGGAUGUGAGUGCCACUUCGAAUGCAUUUAAUGCGAACAUGGGCCCGCAAGGAAUGCCAGGAUUAACAUCUCAAUCUAACAGCACUCCACAGCUACCAGUGCAAACACCCACCAGACUCUCACCAACACCUGUAGGGACACCACUUGUCAGAGGCUUUCACAAACGCCCUGGAAAGAUUGUGAUAUACCAGCAAGCUCAGUUAGGGGGAGAGUCGUAUGAGAUAUUUAGGGACAUAGAGGACGCCACCUCGAUGGAACUUUCUCCAGUCAUUUCUUUGAAGGUUGUCAGAGGAUGCUGGCUGCUGUAUGAAAAACCAGGCUUCCAGGGUCGAUCCAUCGCUCUGGAGGAAGGGCAAACAGAAUUAGUCAAUGAAUGGGUGGAGUCUGAGCCCAUUGGGGAGGUGGGUCCAAAUGAGUUUCCACUCCCAACCACACCCAUGGUUAUCGGCUCCAUUAGACUGGCAUUGAGGGACUACAGCAUACCAAAAAUCGACCUGUUCACAGAGCCGAACGGGAUGGGCCGGAUGUCCUCAUUCUGUGAUGACAUGAUUGAGAUCUGCUCUUAUGGCAUUCCUCAGAGUACUGGCUCCAUUAAAGUCCACUCAGGAGUAUGGAUGGUCUUCAGUGAUCCAGGUUUUCAGGGUCUGUUGGCUGUUUUGGAGGAAGGUGUGUACCUCUGUCCUGAGGACUGGGGCUUUCCUAACCCCUUUGUUGGAUCACUGCGACCUCUAAAAAUGGGUCAAAUUAAGGUGGAAAAUCCAAACGAAAUGAAGGCAGUGCUGUAUGAAAAGCCAAUGUUCCAGGGGGAGUGCAUAGAGAUCGAAAAAGACAUUUACAGCUUUGAGGAGACAGAGGAACACGAGAAGAAUGCGGAAGAGGAGAGUCCGGACAGUACCUCUGAGAUAAAGAGGAAGAGCUUCGGUUCGGUCGGCUCAUUGAAGAUCCUAGGUGGCCUCUGGGUAGGCUACUCUGUGGCUGGGUUCGAGGGUCACCAGCAUCUUCUGGAGGAAGGAGAGUACGCUGACUUCACAGACUGGGGUGGACUGGAAGAUGGGCUUUUCUCUAUACGGCCUGUAUUCGCAGAGUUUAUGACUCCUCACAUGAGGCUUUUCAGUGAGCGAGAAUUCAGCGAGAGAGGAUUGAAUUUGGACCUGCUCGAACCUGUCGUCAACAUGGAAGGCACGGGUUUUGGAAUAAAAACACAGUCGAUGGAAGUCCUUUCUGGCGUGUGGAUAGCAUUUGAGAAUGCACAGUUCUCAGGUGAGCAGUAUAUUUUGGAGAAGGGUCUGUAUGCAACCCCGUUGGACUGGGGUGCACAAAACUCUAGGAUCUUGUCCCUCCAGCCUGUUGUUUUGGAUCGAGCAGAAGAUCUGGCAAGAUACAAGGUCCAGUUGUUCUCUGAGCCAGGGUUCCAGGGAGAAGUUCUGGUCUUAGAAGAAAGUGUAGCGUUUCUGCCGGACGACUUCCACCCCAUGUCCUGCAAAGUUCUUGCUGGGAGCUGGGUGGUGUUCGAUGGCCCACAGUUCACUGAAAACAUGUAUGUGCUGGAGGAAGGAGAAUAUCCAAACCCUGAAGCAUUGGGCUUACUCGACUUAAACUGCAGGAUCAGCUCGGUUCACACUGUAGGACAUGAGUUUUCUGUGCCCUCCAUCACACUAUUCUGUAAAUCCAACUUCAGAGGGCGUAAAAUAAUUUUUACAGACGGCUCUCUAAAUAUGUCUCUGGCUGGGUUUGAUGGGCGGGUCAGCUCUCUGUUGGUCAACGGAGGAAUUUGGGUGUUGUAUGAAUACAGCAAUUUCCGUGGUCGUCAGGUUCUGCUUCAUCCAAGUGAAGUUGGUGAUUGGCAGAAGUUCAGAGGCUUGGACCGGAUCGGUUCACUGCGGCCAUUAUUGCAGAAACGUGUUUAUUUCCGGGUGCGCAGCGCUGAGACGGGCUUGCUGAUGUCUCUGUCUGGACCCCUGGAUGAUAUAAAGCUGGUUCGGGUCCAAGUGCUGGAGGAAUCUGGGGGUCCGGAGCAGAUCUGGGUCUAUGAGAAUGGACUGUUACGCUCCAAGUUGGUAGAGGAUUGUUGUGUGGAGACCUCUGGCGGUGUGGUUAUGGCAGGUUGUAGGCUGAAUAUCUCCCCUGAGCCAGGCAAGGACAAUCAAUUCUGGAGCAUCACAGGAGAUGGAAUCAUACGGAACAACUUUAAGCCUGAUCUUGUGCUGGAGGUCAAAGGUGGGCAACAGUAUGAUAAAAACCAGGUGAUUCUUAACACCUUUGAUGAACAGAAACCCAACCAGAGGUGGACUGUGGAAAUCCUGUAAAUUCAACUACAGACACCAUUUCUGUCACUCCUAAUAAACAGAAGAGUAGUAAGCUGCUCUACAGAUGGUUUCUAAGAAUCGAAGGCACAAACAGACCGUAAGAGAUGGGAUUAAUGUGCCGUCCUGGACCUCUAUAUUUUUUGAGAAGUUUUACAAGACGGACGUCUCUGUGGACAAUUAAUUUCAAGUCUAUAGACUGCAUCAGGGACAUUAAAUGGAUCCUUACGACCUGAUGUGUCUUCUAUAAUGAACUGUCAUGACUGCAAUUCAAUGAUACUACCACAGUGGGGCGCUGCAGCAUUGGAUUAUGUAUGUGCACUUUAAGAGACGUUUAUUUGUACUUUUUUAGUAUCAAGCUGCAGACUGACUGAAAGCAAAAUGUGGGUCCGUUUUCACUCCCAGUCAGUUAAAAGUCAGUUCACUCCAGUUCACAUAUUGACAGUUCUUGGUUUGAUAACUGAUCGUAGAGCAGCUGUUCUGCAAUCAGAGUGUUCUUUAUUUUCUGAAGAUACAGUCUGGUUUCAUUUUUUUAUAAAUAUCGCUUUAGUGUUGCAAUGUCCAAAUUUCCUAAACAUACUGUUACAUGUAACAAUUUACAUUAAUGAUGUUUUCUUUGACCUAUUUAAAUAAUGCAAAAUAAAGACACUGUGCCGAUUACAGUAAA